UGGGCCUCACAUGACACUUUUUUCAAUGCUUAUCAUAUUGAUUUUAGCCCCCCAAUCCGGCUGAUACUUCUACACACCAUCUCACCAGCCCGCUUCUGUAUACUUUCGUCUUCCCUAACCCGUUAUGUAUAUUUUUCUGUUGUUUCUGGGUGUUUACCGGGUCUUUUCUGCAUGAAAAAUCACGAGUGUGCGAUUUUCUGGACCCUUGCGCAAAGAUAAGCAACAUCACAUGCCAUUCGCAGCAGACUUUCAUGGCUUAUCGACAACACACCACAUUAUUCUUAUUUGCUGUCGGCCGAUAAGAACUCUAGUGUGACAUUAGGAGAUGGAUUUACUAGAAGAAAGGAAGGCAGUUCCCUCAAGAAAGGGUUAGUAGAAAUCUACAUUCGAUCAAACAUCUCUCAUCCCCCUAGUCAUAUCACAUCAGUAAAUUCUCACAUUUGCUACCGUCUUUUCGCGACCACGGAUCUCUUCUUUCUAUUCCAAGACCACGAUUUCAUCAUGCUUCACUUGCCAUACCCAUUUCCGGUUACAACUGCAAAGAUGGAAUAUAAACCUCUUCCGGAAAACUCUAUCACAGAGAAGUCUCAGCCCUCCAAUACCAUACAGUCACUCGACACGGUCGAUAUCGAGAAGAGCGCCGCGAUUUCGUCGUCUAGAUAUGGCACAAUCCCAUCAUAUACAUGCAAGGAAGGUGUCUUGGGAGCCCCACAGAAACAAGAUGGCCGAGGCAUUUGGAUCAGUUUUGUGCAGAGCCUGGUGGCUGUUGGGAUGUUUACUGCUAUGGCGGUGACUCUUGUUAUAGUGAUUUUGUAGAUGGAUUGGAAUCUUCGCUUAUGUCUUUUGCGGAUGACGGGAUUUAGAAUGGGCGAUACGAUUCGAAAUUGCUAGCGUGUUUAGGAGCAAGGUAGCCUUAGGAUUUUGGACGGGGGCUUGGAUUUCCUCGCAUUCUUUGCAGUUUGAUUUGGCAUGCGUUAUGAUUAAUGACUUUAGAUACCUUUUGAGAUUUAGAAUAAACAGUUUUAUACUCUU
Molecule: messenger RNA, 1032 nt
Organism: Botrytis porri
Lineage: Eukaryota; Fungi; Ascomycota; Leotiomycetes; Helotiales; Sclerotiniaceae
Exons: 2
Coding region: 502-816 (104 amino acids)
Source: RefSeq, a predicted model, not a curated record